Schistocerca gregaria is the source of this 1380-nucleotide messenger RNA. RefSeq names its product proteasome subunit alpha type-1 (gene Prosalpha6). Gene Ontology annotation, biological process: ubiquitin-dependent protein catabolic process. NCBI's taxonomy places the organism in Eukaryota, Metazoa, Arthropoda, Insecta, Orthoptera, Acrididae. Bases 85 to 915 code for a protein of 276 amino acids. The transcript is spliced from 5 exons. Gene Ontology annotation, cellular component: proteasome core complex, alpha-subunit complex; nucleus; proteasome core complex. The record is from RefSeq and is a predicted model, not a curated record.
GUCAUCGUUGGUCUUGCAGUGUGCUGCUGGACGCGUUGAGUGAUUUGUUUUCGUGUAUUGUGGGUUAAGAAAAACGGUCUAGCGAUGAUGUUCAGAAACCAAUACGACAGUGAUGUCACUGUCUGGAGUCCUCAAGGUCGUUUACAUCAAGUGGAAUAUGCUAUGGAAGCUGUGAAACUGGGCUCAGCUACAGUAGGAUUAAAAAAUAGAACACACGCUGUGCUUAUUGCUCUGAAACGAGCAUCAUCUGAACUCUCUGCUCAUCAGAAAAAGAUUAUUCCAAUAGAUUCUCAUGUUGGCAUUUCAAUAGCUGGUUUGACAGCAGAUGCUAGAAUUCUCAGUCGUUAUAUGAGAAAUGAAUGUCUAAAUCAUAAAUAUUCACAUGAUGCCUUACUCGCCAUCAGUCGUCUCAUUGCAAACAUAGGUAACAAGAUGCAAGUAUGCACCCAACGUUAUGAUCGACGACCGUAUGGAGUGGGUCUUCUUGUUGCUGGUUAUGACGAUCAAGGACCACAUAUUUAUCAGACAUGCCCAUCUGCAAAUUUCUUUGACUGCAAGGCUAUGGCAAUAGGUUCAAGAUCCCAGAGUGCUCGUACGUAUUUAGAGAAACAUUUGGAUGAAUUUCUGGAAUGUGACAAUGAUGAACUUAUUAAACAUGGAUUACGUGCUCUCAGGGACACACUGCCAAAUGAGGUAGAACUGAACAACAAGAAUGUUUCAAUAGCACUUGUCGGCAAAGGUACCGACUUCACAGUUUUCAGUGAAGAAGAGACUGGGCGUUAUCUUGCCAUGAUUGAAGGUGAGGAGAGACGUACGGGGCAGCCACCGCCAGAGGAGCAGCCAGCGCCGAGUGGUGACACAGGCCCUGCACCUGAUCCAGACCCUCAACCUGCUGUAGCAAUGGACACUGAAUAAGCUUUCAGCUGUUGUUUGAUGUAUGCAUUUACAGCAGUAAUAUUGUGGAGUGAAAGUGUUAUCCAUAAGGCCAUAGCUAAAGUGAGAAUGUGGAUGCUACAGUCAGUAUAUACUCAGGAACUAUUAUUUUAACUAAAAUUUUGGAGUACUGUCUCCGGGGGUUUACUCUGUUAACUUAUGUCUCCCUUAGUUAAUGUUUUUAUCUAUGCCUUUUGUGGUAUUUAUAUUUUGUGUGUGAUAUUUAAGCCCAUGUUAUAUCAAAUUUACUGAUUUUGCAAAUGCUUAAAGUAAGUAUUUUAGUUUUUUUGCAGAUACUUUUUGUAAAUUUUCAAACAAUGUUUUAUGACACAGUACCAUUCUGAGUUGCAUAUAUGACUGCUAGCAAUGGCUGUUUCACUGCAAAGAUUGAACUGUUCAUGAAGCCCUCUGUAUUACUGCAGUGUAAUAAACCAGUUGUAUUUUUCA